AACCCAGAUUGCCAAGCUGUCAGCGGUGACAGUUGUCAAAGUGCGGUUGGACGUAGUCUUGUGUCAUGAAUUUUUUUCUCGUUCAUUUCUUAAUUUAACAUUAGUAAUUAACUUCGUUUACUCACAAUGACUCUUCAUGUGAUUUUUAUCGGAAAUUAAGUCUUUUUACAACACGUCUUCGAAUUGUGAUAUUUAAUUGUGAAAGUAUUUUAAAAAGAUGAAGGGCAAAUUAAUUUCUGUAAUAAAACAUACUUGUGUGGUAUGUUUGAUGUAUUUAACGUUUUUACAAACAAUAAAGGCCGAAUUAGAACCUAAGGAAGAAAGUCUGGAAUCGAAAACCAUUUCCGUAAGUAAUAGUGCAGCAGCUUCAUCAAACGAUGGACCCGCAAAAGUCGUCGCAGUGGAAAACUUUGGAUUUAUUCAUGCUUUUGUGGCUUCGUUCUCUGUUAUUUUGGUUUCGGAGAUCGGAGACAAGACCUUCUUCAUCGCUGCUAUUAUGGCUAUGAGGCAUCCUAGGAUGACAGUAUUUGCUGGGGCUAUUUCUGCGUUAGCUUUAAUGACAGUUUUGUCGGCUCUUUUCGGAUGGCUGGCCAACGUUAUACCCCGAGCGUACACUUUCUACAUAAGUACAGCCCUGUUUGCCCUCUUCGGCUUAAAAAUGUUGAAAGAAGGCUGCGCGAUGUCACCGGGAGAAGGUCAAGAAGAACUCGAAGAAGUUCAGUCCGAUUUGCGGAAAAAAGACGAAGAGUACGAGAAGCAAACGAUGCUACCUGACGCAGAAGCAGGUACUCCCAGGAAAUCCAAAAGUGGUAGUGUUUUUUCACUGAUAUCUAGGAUAUUUUUACAGUCGUUCACGUUGACGUUCUUAGCUGAAUGGGGGGACAGGUCUCAACUGACGACGAUUAUUCUGGGCGCUAGAGAAGAUGUUUAUGGCGUCAUUAUCGGAGGAAUUUUGGGUCACUCCUUGUGUACAGGUUUAGCGGUUUUGGGUGGACGAAUGAUCGCGCAAAAAAUAUCUGUGAGGACAGUUACUAUUAUUGGUGGUGUAGUGUUCCUCUUAUUUGCCUUUUCCGCCCUUUUCUUCGAUCCGAACAUGGAAUAAAUAAACUUAUUCGUUUUAAAACUGAAAAUUUAUUUGCGAUUCUGAAUAUUUUUCAAGCACUUACUAAACUUUAGUUUGACGAAAUCAAUACAGCGAUGAUUUAGUAAUCCAUUAUUAAUAAGCAUUUACAUUUAAUUUAUUUUAAUGCUUUGUUGCCUGCGAAAAUAUUGUUUAGUGAAGUGUCUAUCUGUUUUCAUAUGCGUCUUCAUUUCCAUGUAAUUAUUUAAAUUUUUUCGAUUUAAGUAAAUAUUGUCGUAAGAGAAGGCGAUAAAAUUGAUGUGUGCUUUACAUUAAUUUUGUUUUCCUUCACCUUGAACUUUGAACCUCGAACACCGUAAUACGGUUACUUUAAUGCCAUGUAACAAAAAUAACUACAAAGUAUUAUUAAAAUUUGUAUAGUUAGUGAAUUUUAAACAAAAGAUGCAAGAAUAUUAUUAGGUGAGAGUGUAAAACUAGCUGUCCUUCUAUUAAAUUAUCGGAUUUAUUUUUUUAUUACCUCGUUAUAAGUGUAUAUAUGUGUAACAUUAAUUUCAAUUUGUUAGCAUGCAUUUUACCGUAAUAUAAAAAACGUGUAAAUGCUGCAACAUUUUUGAGAUUAUUAUCAGUUUUCGUGUGUCUAGAUAAAUUAAGCUUGCCCUGCAAGAAAUGUAACUUAUUAUAUCUCUGUGAUACACAUUUUUAUACUAUUGAUGCAUUUUGAUGAAGUUAGCUGUUUUGGAGUUCCUUCGAUAUACCCAAAUGCGUUUCAGCUUUUAUAAUUUUUAAAUGUAUAUUUUUUAUAUUUUGUACUAAAAAAAAAAACAGAAUUUGUAAUAAACGCAAACUAUGAUUAAGUUACUGUCUCCAAAAGAGUAGAUUUAAUCAAAAUGGAUAUGUAAGUAUCUAUGUACAUAAUACAAGCUAGCCUAGUAA
Messenger RNA from Zophobas morio, 2014 nucleotides. RefSeq names its product putative divalent cation/proton antiporter TMEM165. Bases 218 to 1102 code for a protein of 294 amino acids. Gene Ontology annotation, molecular function: calcium ion transmembrane transporter activity; manganese ion transmembrane transporter activity. Gene Ontology annotation, biological process: Golgi calcium ion transport; Golgi calcium ion homeostasis; manganese ion transmembrane transport. Lineage: Eukaryota; Metazoa; Arthropoda; Insecta; Coleoptera; Tenebrionidae. Gene Ontology annotation, cellular component: Golgi apparatus. The transcript has 6 exons. The record is from RefSeq and is a predicted model, not a curated record.